AUGAAGUUGGAUUUAUGGCUGCUCCUCCUGACUCGAGUCGCGUUCAGUUUUGCCUCAGAAGAUAAUGAUAAUUCAGAAGACCACAAGGUCUUGAAAGUGAAAAUAGGAAAUUCCACGACCCCAGCUGCGUUGGCCGGUACUCUUACCCUACCAUGUCACAUAACUCACCAGUCAUGGAUAGAAGGUGCCAGCGUGGGGAGGAGAGCUGUACUCGGCACCCAUCGGGUGAAAUGGAGUUUUAUCUCUAACGGAAAGGAGGAGGAAAUCCUGGUGGCCCGGGGACACAAAGUUAAAAUUACAGAGGGAUACAGAUCCCGUGCCAGCCUGCCCCAUUACUCCACUUCAGCCAGUGAUGCCACUUUAAUCCUGAAUGAUCUGAGGACCAACGACUCUGGGAUAUACCGAUGUCACGUGCAGCACGGAAUUGAAGACGACCAUGAUAUGGUAGAGGUGAAAGUCAAAGGGGUCGUGUUCCUGUAUAGAGAAGGCACCAGCCGUUAUACAUACAGUUUCUUUAAGGCCCAGGAAGCAUGCUCCAGAAUUAGGGCCCACAUAGCCACUGCAGAUCAGUUGCUGGCCGCUUAUCACAGCGGGUACGAGCAAUGCGACGCCGGCUGGAUCGCAGACCAAACAGUGAGAUACCCAAUCCAGAGGCCGCGCGAGGGCUGCUAUGGAGAUAUGGAUGGCUACCCUGGGGUGAGGAAUUAUGGAGUUCUGGAUCCAGAAGACAUGUAUGAUGUUUACUGUUACAUAGAAGAACUGAACGGAGAGGUGUUUUUAGGAUCUACAUUGGAAAAAUUUACCCUGGAAGAAGCCAAAGAUUACUGCCGAAAGUUGGGCACACGAGUUGCAACAACAGGUCAACUCUAUGCCGCUUGGAGCGAGGGACUGGACCACUGCAACCCAGGGUGGCUUUCUGAUGGAAGUGUGCGUUACCCCAUUGUCACUCCAACGGAGCGGUGUGGGGGGAACUCACCAGGUGUGAAAACGAUCUUCCAGUUCCGGAAUCAAACCGGGUUCCCAGACUCGCAGACAAAAUAUGACGUCUAUUGCUUCAGAGAUAAUGGCCAUCACGGUGCGGUCAUGGGGAUCAGAGAUGUUAUUACUCUCAACGAAAACUUUGAAGAGCUGAAGACCUCAGAAGUUAACUCUGAAAACGAAGCACAGGGCGUGGUGGAUACUAUACCACUGAACACAGCCGAAGCUAUCCAAAAGAUAUUACCAGAAGUGGCAAAUACAUCUACAUCCGUGGACCACGAACUAUCUCGCCCAACCAAAGCAAAUCUGUUUUCUACAUCUAAAAGCACUCAGAUGUAUGAGGAGAGUUCCAUUUCACACCAACAUUCCAUAGAAUCAUUAACAGUCAAACCCACCACUGGAAUGAUUCUACAAAGUUCCACCGCGUAUGAUCAUGGACUGAUUACGGCAUCGAUGGACAGACCUGAUUCUUCAUCUAAUGAGGACACUCUAAGUACGUCGGGGGUGCGCGCCGACUUCCCAACGGAGUCAACGGCAGGAGAGUCUACUUCAGUUGUUAUUCACACCAAUUCAGAGUCUGAAAACGAUUACCCUGAUGAUAACAUUACCGCCUUGAUUGAAGAAAUGGGUUUUGCUCCGUCAGAGCUGUCUAGUCCAUCCCCAAAUGUCCCAAUCCCUCAAGAACUAGAUCCUACACAAGUUCACUCCGAGGACAAGGAAAUAAUCAGCAGAGAGAGUGAUGAAGGUCCGUUUCCAAGUGAUCCUACAAAGAUCUACGUUGACCCAACAACGGUUAACGCUAUUUUAAAAAGCCAAGCAGAUAACAGAGAGGAAGAUAAGACAAUAAAUCCUACACGUUGGAUCUCCAUCAGUAAUCACACGGCAGAACCAAAUGAUUUUGAGGCAUCCGGACGUGGACAACCAAGUUCAAUGAAUGACAUGGUUCAUGGUGACAUAGCAAGAUUAACAAGCACUCAUUCUCAACCCGAGGCGGUUACAUCACAUCAAGCACAGGUACUAGAAGCUGACGUUGCAUCUUCAACAACACCCAUUUACCAAUCCCUUCCCAGUAACUAUAACAGCAAGGGAUCCGACUUGGAAGAAGGCAGUGGGGACAUCUCUGGGCCAAUGUGGUUUAAAUUAGCAAAAGAAACGUCUAUAAAUCACCAAACGACCACAAACCAACAUGCAGUAAAUACAACAGCAAACUCUCCAAGCAGUUUCACAGAUACUACUAUAUUUCAGAACGUGAAUUGGCAAAUCAAUGAGGAAACUUCAACAGCACACAUUCCCAACCUCAUGAGUUCCAGUGUCUCUCCUGUCGCAUCAACUCCGAAAGACGCUCAGGUAGAAGAGUCUUAUGGAAAUAUGGAAGUUUCUCCAACAUCAGAAAGUCACGUAGAUCCGAACUCUAGCGAAGACAUUUCUGCUUCUCGUAUGUACAAUCCACCAUAUACGUACAAUCCAUUACCUGCUGAUAACCCUGAUGCUUCUAUAAAUCAUCCUCUUCAAAAACCUUCACAAUCGAACAAAUCUACGACCACGACCAAUCCUCUGCCCAUUGUGCCAACAGAGAGGGCAAUCCGUGGAACCUCGGCAAACUUUUCAGAUGACUGCUUUCCAAACCCUUGCGAAAACGGUGGGACCUGCAUUGAGGAAGAAGACGGUGACUUCCACUGCUUGUGUUUGCCAGGCUAUAUGGGGAAAGCCUGUGAUAUAAAUAUGGAAAAGUGUUUGGACGGCUGGGAUGCAUUCCAGGGUUUUUGCUAUAAACACUUCCAUACACGGAGGAGCUGGGAGGAAGCAGAGACGCACUGCAGAGAAUCGGGGGGUCAUCUGGUCAGUAUCAUGACCCCAGAAGAACAAGAUUUUGUAAAUGAUAAGUACAGGGAAUACCAGUGGACGGGCCUGAACGACAGGACAAUCGAAGGUGACUUCCAGUGGUCUGAUGGGAACCCUCUGCUCUAUGAAAACUGGAACCACCAACAGCCAGACAGCUAUUUCCUCUCCGGUGAAAACUGCGUUGUGAUGGUUUGGCACGACCGUGGUCUCUGGAGCGAUGUUCCUUGUAACUACCACCUAACAUACACGUGCAAAAUUGGGCUGGUGUCAUGUGGUCCUCCUCCCGAAGUGGUCAACGCAUCCACGUACGGCAGGCCGAAAGCGCUAUACCAGAUUGGGUCCGUGGUGGGAUAUCGCUGUAACGAUGGCUUCCAUCAGCGUAACUCACCCGUCAUCAAGUGUCUAGCAGACGGUUUAUGGGAAGAACCUCAAGUUGACUGUGUUCCUGCACUUCAGUGAAGUGGUUAUCCGAGAUGUUUUCCCCACGAAAGGGACUGCCAACCAAACUCAAAGAGAUCCUCAAACUUUUUGGCUUCAGCAGGAACCUGAAUUAUUAAGUGUGACAAUGCGUCUCAUGUAAUGGCAUAAGGUGGAGCCUUUUACUUCUCAUUACAUGACUUGUGUCUCGGAUAAGCCCAGAAAAUUCGUCAAUAGUGGACUUCUCAGGCCGCCCUAGUGUCAAAAUAUUAAACAUGGAUACACACAAAGACUGAGAAAUCAAGUUAAGUGGUGUGCCAAUCCAAAUGACUUGGCUAACCACCUGACUUCAAGUAGGGCUACUCAAAACUUUCUAACAUACUAGGAUAAGCUUUGACAAGCCUGACACAGCCCAAAACAACCCAAUUCCUCGAUUUAUGAUACACGGCAACCGAAGCUCUUGGGGUAGAAGUAGCAUUACUCUCUCUUUCUUCAUAUUAAUCUCUGCUUUAACUAUUUUAGUGGUGGAGUGGCACACCGUUCAUGGUUGGAGAAUACGAAAUCAAACAGCGCCCCCUACAUCUUUGUAUUGAUACAGCAACUGUAUUUUUUUAUGGUUUCUUUCUACAGUAAUUUGUGUAAUGAGAUAAUUAAUAAACAUUUGUUAUUGA
Spea bombifrons (plains spadefoot toad) is the source of this 3908-nucleotide messenger RNA. It is a transcript of the gene BCAN, whose product is annotated as brevican. Gene Ontology annotation, molecular function: hyaluronic acid binding; calcium ion binding. The record is from RefSeq and is a predicted model, not a curated record. Gene Ontology annotation, biological process: cell adhesion. The transcript has 13 exons. NCBI's taxonomy places the organism in Eukaryota, Metazoa, Chordata, Amphibia, Anura, Pelobatidae. Bases 1 to 3279 code for a protein of 1092 amino acids.